AUGAAGUCAAAAGAAGAAUACGACAGGGCAACCAUCGAAAAUAUCAAAAGCUUUGGUGGUGAAGGUGACGAUGACGAUAUCAUAGAUAGUGAACUAUCUAACAAUAAUAUCAACACUGCUCGUACAGCUCGUGAUCUCGAGUUUUACAAACAGCUGCUCUCCUAUUGCUACCAACGUAGACUCGUCGACUUGGCAGAGCUCAUCGAGACAAAGAUGGAGAAGGAAAAGAUCUAUCCAGACCUCGAGAUAUUCAACUCGAAACUAAAGAUGUCUGCACAACUCGGUCACAUUCUCUCGAGCAACGUACUGGAGCAACACUCGCUCAGUCGUGUCAAACCCAACGGUCACACAUUCCUCGCUCUCCUCUACAGUUCACUAGUCAAAUUCGAAGAGCUAGCAGAGUCACGUCAUCUUAUGAAAAGCCUGCAGCAGGAAAUGAAGCAGUACAGAGAUCAACGUCCAAUGAAUCAUGCAAUCCUAGCGUAUUCACUUGCCUACUAUUCACACCCUUCUCAGGCUAUCAUCAAAGUACUAGACGAUCUCAACACCAAUGAAUUCACACCGGCCAUACUUGAUCUCAUCGUCUAUGGAUAUUCACUUAACAACAACAAACAUAGAAAAUCAUUAUUGAAAAACAAAUCACAACAGAAAGAUAAUAUCAUCGAUAAUAAUGGACAAGCAUCAAAUAACAAUAUAAAUAGAUUUAAAGAAUUAAGAAAAAUAAUAGAAUAUAUAAAUAACAGAUUCAACAUUAAGCCAGACAACGAUAGUUUGCAAUAUAUUAAAGAGCAAAUUAAGCAUUCUACACUUCCCAAAAAGUCAAAAACAUCUUUGAUUAAUAAAUUUUAA
Messenger RNA from Heterostelium album PN500, 849 nucleotides. RefSeq lists its product as uncharacterized. The record is from RefSeq and is a predicted model, not a curated record. Bases 1 to 849 code for a protein of 282 amino acids. Gene Ontology annotation, molecular function: protein binding. Lineage: Eukaryota; Evosea; Eumycetozoa; Acytosteliales; Acytosteliaceae. The transcript is spliced from 2 exons.